Messenger RNA from Numida meleagris (helmeted guineafowl), 4016 nucleotides. RefSeq names its product V-set and immunoglobulin domain containing 1 (gene VSIG1). The transcript has 9 exons. Gene Ontology annotation, cellular component: plasma membrane. Bases 311 to 1414 code for a protein of 367 amino acids. Lineage: Eukaryota; Metazoa; Chordata; Aves; Galliformes; Numididae. The record is from RefSeq and is a predicted model, not a curated record. Gene Ontology annotation, biological process: maintenance of gastrointestinal epithelium; epithelial cell morphogenesis.
CUCCAGGCUUUGAAUCAGCUUCAGUCAAAGGAGAUGGAAUGGAGAAAGCAGAGCUGCCUUCUCCAAGCAGCAGAGCACCCUGUAUUCCUCACGAGCUUCAGAGAACUGGACAAAGUAUUCUGCAUUCACCAAGGGCAAACGAAUCUACUUCGGAGAAAGGCACACACGCGAUAAAGGAGAAUGAAAAAGCUUGCUGACGUGCUGAUACACGGCUGAUAAGAAAAACAAAAAGCCACUUGAAAAAAAACAGUUGAGUUUUAGUCGAAGCCAGAAGCUCAACUGGUCUCUUUUCUCUCCAAACGUCAAGAAGAUGUUUCCAACGAUACUGAAGAUACUUCCAAUUCUAGCCACUCUUGCAGGUCACGUCUGCGGAGUUGUGGUGACUGUUCCUGAGAAGACAGUGAACGUCAAGACCGGUGGGAAUGCAACCCUCCUCUGCACGUACACGAGUUCUCAGCCGCUGGGAAACUUCUUCAUCCAGUGGAGCUUUUACAGUGCCAAAGAGAGCCAACUGCACACUCCUUCCCCGUGUCACGGUAUUCUGAGUAUGGAUGAAAAAUCAAUCAGUCAAUGUCAAAAGAUGGUGUAUGUGACAGAUGCGCGGGGAAGAUGUAGCUGGAGAUACAAGAUCUACUAUUACUCAGAAGGACAGUCUUAUUCCUAUGGAGAGUUUAAGGACAGGAUCACGGCUGCAACAAGUCCAGGGAAUGCGUCAAUAACAAUCUCCAACAUGCAGCCCUCCGACACUGGUUCCUACACCUGUGAAGUUUUCAGCCCCCAGGAUGGUGCUGGACAGAGUCAAAAAUCGGUGAUUGUCAAUGUGCUGGUCAAACCUUCAAAGCCUCUCUGCAAGAUAGAAGGAACGCCUGAAAAAGGCCAUCUAAUCUACCUCUUAUGCAAGUGCGACCAAGGAUUGCCUCACCCCACCUACCGCUGGUACAAAGUAGAUGAGAACACCCUCACCCCAGUGACUGAACAGUUCAAUCCAGACACGGGCAUUCUUUACAUUGGGAAUCUCACUACCUUUGAAACAGGAUAUUACCGAUGCAUAGCCAGCAACAUCAUGGGGAACAGUACUUGUGAGCUCGACCUAACUUCAAUGCAUUCUGACAGUAAUAUUGUUGCUGGAGCAUUAAUUGGAGCAAUUCUGGCAGCUGUUGUCAUUUGCGCUAUCGUCUGGGUCUUAACCAAGAAGGCAAAGAAAAAGAAGUCAUCAAGUAAUGAAAUGCAAGUAAUGGCUCAGAAAGAAUCCAAUGCAGAGUAUGCUCAGGUACCUAAUGAAGAAAAUGUACCUGCAACCACAGUUCUAUCAAGCAACGCGACAAACGAACAACCUAGUGCUGAUGAAGCAGCAGCGUCUGAAACACCUGAAAAUGAUGAGAAGCACGAAGUGGAAAAAGAAGAAACAGCCUGAAGUUCAUUUUAAUACAGUUUUCCUCGUUCGCUUUGGAUCACGUUAUAAGAAAAACAACAAAAAACAUCACUGAAUUAACACAGCACUGUGGCUAAACUCAUUUGUAUUGUGAACCGCUGGAUUGAAAAGGAUGGUACAGACACACUUUGAGAAUAGCAGAUGUGGCCUUUAAAGUUAACCAAAUUUAACUUAUUAUCUAGUUAUACAUAAAUGUAAGUAUGAAAAAAAUACCAUCUGCAAUCAUCCAACCUAGUUUGCAAAGCUAAUUAGAAAAUGGUCUCAAUUUUUGGAGACACUGCUUUCAAUCUUGUGCACUGCAGAGAAACGUGUCUGACUCAGGGAUCUGCUAUGUUUGGGCAUUUAAGACUUUUAUAGGAUCUACUAUUCAUAAAUCCUUUGGUGACUGUUCUAGCCUGUAACUGUUAGUAAUAUUACACAUUCAUCUUUAAAAUAGAUGAUAUAAAGAUACAACUGUGCUAAAAUUUUUCAAUGCAGUUCCUACAGCUAAGUACCUUCACCAACACAUAAGCCCUGAGGUCCUAGUCAAGAUUCAGGUAGAAUCAUAAAACGUAACUGUAUUCAUUGUUCUUUCCACAUAGUUUUGUAGCUUGCAAGAGAUUUGAUGCAUGCGUUCCAGCCUUCAGCCUCAUUUUAGAGGAAGAAAGCAUUUACAACAUUCUAGUAACACAGUUUUAGCUAAGAACUGCUGGUGACAGAACAUGGGUCAAACCCUUACUAGUGCCAGCACUGCCUCAUUCUAUCAGCAGAUCUAUGCACUCCUUUCCCUCCAAAAUACCCAGAGUAAGUCACAACCUGUAUAUAUGCUUCUUCUUAAUCAGGCAUUUCUUUUAUUAAAUCACAGAUUUUACUAAGCAAAAUCUGCAAACUCUAACUAUGCAAUCUAGCUUCAGAGCCUCGAUGAGUACUUUUUAGAUUCACACCCAAACAGUUUCAUAAGCACGCAACAACCUGUCACUAAGCACAAGCAGUAACAGCAGCAGUGCCAUUUGGGUGCCAUUUCUUAGCAAUGAUGUUGCCUAAUGAGAUAAUUCAAAUGAAUUAUUGGUCCAAGGGAGACCACUACUGCUAAUGCUACUAAUGCUGCUGGCAUUAACUUUAAAUAGCUUCUUCUCUGGUGCUCCUAGGCCUUUUUCCACUCUUGCCUUUCAUGGACGAAUCUACGCAGCUCUCUUCAUGACACAUCUUUAGUUGUGUUAGUUCUAAAGUAAUCUCCUGUAUUGUGUCACUUAUAUUUUUCUUACAGUAAGGCGUACAAAUCUCAGGUCUCCACAGCUACACCAAUGUAAUUGUAUGGGGGGUGGGGGAGAAUAUAUUAUGUGGUCAUCAUCAUCAGUUUUUAAUCUUUCCUUAUCUCCACACAUUUCUCUGCAUGUGUUCCUCAUAUAACUGACUAGAGUAUGGCAGGGGCUUAUUCUGGUGAAUUUGUUAUUACGUUGUACAGCUAUGUUAUACAACUAAUGCAAAGUUCCUAGACCACCACAUUUGCUAAAAAAUAGAACCUGCUCACGUCAUGUUAAUGUUUUUAUAUAAAACAAAGAAUGCAAGUUCUUGAUAAAUAAUCCCUCCCUUACUUCUACCCAGCACUUUGUAAUAGUUUAAGAACAAUCCAACAAAACAAAAACCCAAAGAAACAAACGGAAAAAAAGCAGAACGGAUUGCUGGGGAUGAGGAAAAUAAUAAAUACAUUUGUUUGGGGUUUCCUAAUACAGAAAUGUUUCUGUGAGCCUUCUCACAGAUGUUUGUCCUCAUUAUGAAGGUUCUCUCAUGUAAAAUAAUUGAUAAUGAAGAACAGGUUUGUAGCUCUCCAUGGAUGCUUUUGACAAAGCUCAAGCCAAAUUAGAUAUUGAUGCACGGCAUGCAGCUCAAAAACCCUGCAGAGCUAUGCAGGAUGCACAGUCUUUCAGAAUUUGCCUCAGAUGUUCCAGCAGUCUUACCUGCAUUGACCAUUUAUCUCCUCCUGAGGGAGCAGGGGUCAUUAAUAUGGGAAGUAGGUACUAAGCCAACAUUCGAGCCAUCAUCAUCCAGGGAUGUGGAUUUACAAAGCUACAGAGCUGUAGCAGUUUUAGGGUGGUUUUUUCGUUUCUUUUCUAUAUAAAGAUUAAGGACCAACACAGAAUUGUAUCUUCCAAUUCAAGUUUUCAGCAGCAUCUGCAUAACACAUAAGAAACAACAUUUACCCAGUUAAGUUUCUGCUUCCAGCAAGGCCUGCAGAGCCAGGGGUUACUGUAAAGGCAAGCUUCUGCCACUGCUCUCAGUAGGUACUCUCAAUGAAAUUUAACCUGCAUUUUUCUUUCUAGGCUAGAGUAAGUAAUUGGUGAAGAUAUUUGUUUGGAUCUAAGUUUCUGUCUUGAUUAUCUAAAUAGAUUGCAUUAACUUAAUCUCUACCAGUUAAACUGCAGAAACUGUCAUCAUCUUCUGUUUCAGCACUUCCUUGCAGCUGAAAAAACCCCUUCUAUCUCCAUACUGCGUAAGAGGUGGCAGGCUUUCAGCUGACUUGCUCAUUUUGUCCCAUGCACAAAAGCUAUUUUAGAAAAUACUGGUUUUGUUACACGUAAGUUUAAUAAAGUUUUAUAACACCAAA